Messenger RNA from Desarmillaria tabescens, 3174 nucleotides. RefSeq lists its product as uncharacterized. The record is from RefSeq and is a predicted model, not a curated record. NCBI's taxonomy places the organism in Eukaryota, Fungi, Basidiomycota, Agaricomycetes, Agaricales, Physalacriaceae. The coding region runs from base 1 to 3174 and encodes 1057 amino acids. The transcript is spliced from 8 exons. Gene Ontology annotation, molecular function: protein binding; ATP hydrolysis activity.
AUGAACGCCCCCAAACGCAAAAAUCUAGACCACCAUCGAAACGAAACCUUUGAUGAUGUGCUACGAGCCCAUAUUUCUCAUCUAAAGGUCAACUCGACGUGGUUUCUCCCAUCUAAUCGGAAUGAUAUAUGUCAUUUCGUUCAGACUCUCGAGCAUCACCGCCUUCGGUCUGUGGAAUGGAUAACAUCCAUCGUGUUGUCCUUCGACCAGUUCUUUACCGCCCUCGAUCAGAGUAUGUCCUCACAUCCUGAGCUUCAUAGCUUUGUCUGGGGCUGUAUAAAAUUCAUCAUCGAGGAGGUAUCUAAGCAUUCAGUUUACUUCAAAAAAGUUAUCUCUGUUCUAAGAGAAAUUUCGGGACGGAUGCACUUCUAUCAACAGUAUACCAUGCCGCAGUACGGGGAAUCAGUGGUAGUGGCAAAGGUGCUGGCCGACAUAUAUGGGGCAAUACUGAAGCUCUGCUACGUGGUGCAUCGCACCUUUCCCCGUCGUGAUCAAAGAUCCCAAAGUUCGAACUAUGUCAAAUCCCUCAAUCCCUGGAGCGCCACAAAGCUCGACGAAGUGGUUCAAUCCUUUGAUACAAUUCAAACGGAUCUAGAGAAUGUCGCCCGUCACAACAAAAGAAUUAAAGGUUACGCAGGUCAUGAAGAGCCUCACCAGACACAAAACGGGAGAGCAAUGGCAUCAACAAUAGCGGCGGACGAGAGAGAGGGACACCGACUGCAGAAUACGAUGAGAGAAAAGCCCGCGGAGAAGGCCUCAAGACCAGAGGGACGGGGCAUUUCUAUUCCUUUUCACGAGAUUCACUCAUCAGCACAACAAAAAUUUCUGUCGCAACUUCCAUAUGCCGAAUGGCGCACAAAACAUAGCCAGUGUGGACGUAAAUGGGCUGGACAUAUGGAUCUGGGACACUGGUUUCUGUCUUCCGAAUUGUACCGAUCUUGGGCUACCUCCGACCCGUCUUCGCCACCGCUCUUAUGGGUGCAUGGUAAACGAGGAAUAGGCAAGACAAUGCUAGCGUGGAGAAGUAUCGACGAUCUCUUGUCUCUUCAACCAAAAGGCAAGGAGGACAAUGUCGUGGCAUAUUGCUACUGCCGAACCGAGGAUUCGUCGACGACGGACCCCAUGAAAAUCCUAGGCGCCAUUAUUCGCCAGCUCGUCCCUAGCAUUCCGGGGACUACGAUUAACUGGGAUACCAGCCGUCCCUAUACACGGACAUUCGAAGGGCUUCGGUACUUACUGAAAGCUUUUUUGAAUGAACUGGGAUGUACUUUCAUAGUUAUUGACGGCAUCGAUGCUUGUUCUUUAGCGUCUCUAAAGCGACUGCUUCCCAUCUUUACCUCUCUUUCCAAGCGAGCGCGCAUAUUGGUUAUGAGCCGGGAUAUUGUUGAAAUAGGAGAGGCGUUCCAAGGAUCAUUUUCUCGGUCGCUAUUAAUAUCCACCAUGGAUAUCGCCAAGGAUCUGGAACGAUACGUACGGCAAUGCGUUUUUGAACCGGGGGAUAUCAAUUCAGGAUUUCGUUCCCUGACUCCGGCUGUCCAGAACGACAUUGUUAUUCAUCUAACAAAUCUGAUCCACACAUCUGAGGGCACCUUUCUUUGGAUGCAAUUCCAAAUCCUCCACCUUGCUAAACAGCAUAGCGUGCGAGGCAUCAGGAAAUCGCUUCAGCAGACACCGCGAGACAUUGAAGGUACAUAUACUCAGUCUCUUCAGUCCAUUUAUCGACUUUGUGGAAGGCGCCAAAAGCGCGCCAUUCAAGUCCUGCGCUGGUUGGUGUGUUCUCGAUCACCGAUUACGUUAGAACUUCUUCAGCAAGCUAUCUCAGUGGACGAGAUGUCUGAUCAUUGGAAUAGUCGGAAGGUCAUUGCGGACUCGGACCUCCACAAUCUAAUUGAAGACUGUGCCAAUCUCAUCCAGGUCUUCGAUGUUCGUCCUCCGAACGGGAAUCAAUCUGACAUCGAAUUCACUGUCCAAUUCUGUCAUGCCUCAGUGAGGGAUUUCCUGUCAGCUCCGAAUAUGGACGCCCUAGCAUAUCUGUUCCAUAACCCCCACGAGGCUAUUUUCCAAUUGUGUGUCAAGAGUGCCAUGAUGCUGGAGAAGCAUAGAGACUCCGAUCUGUGUCCUGCACUUUCUCGCUACAUCCAAAGCGUAGAUGUCUUGUGGCAUCUGCAUUACGCAGAUAAAACUGCGAAUCCGGAUAUGCUGCUACGGAACUACCAUGCCAUGCUAUCUAUGCAAAUGUCACCGUUCAGUCGCACGACCCCCGACGUUGACACCAGACUGGAGACUGCACUGCAUAUUGCUGCAGACUUAUCUUGUACUCGUCUCGUACAACAUAUACUUAACAACGGAGUUAGCACCACGCUACGGGACAGGUAUGGGCGUACGACACUCCACUACACCGCUGGUUGCCUUUUCACUCGGUUUCAAUUUACCGAUGAAGGUUUGGCUUGUACUCGCAUCAUUCUCGACGGCCUCGAUCGAGGGUAUAUCAACGCCGUAGAUGACCAGGACUGGACAGCUCUCCAUCACGUAGCCACUAACCACUUGGGACCAUCCGAUGACCCGGCCAACGAUACCGUUCUAUUACUUUUGCGGCGAGGGGCCGAUCCAAAAAUAUCUAACGAACGAGGCGAAACUGUACUUCAUCGUCUUGCGCGAUGUGAAUGGGACUGCGAGCCCGCCCUGCGAUAUUUAUCCCGGUACCUUGUUGACCCCAACCCCAGAAACCACUACGGAGAAACGCCUCUCCAUCUUCUGGCCCAAAGAGAUAUUCUUGGAGGGAAUGCUCUGAAGUCUCUGAAGACCAUGUUGGAGUGUGGCGCCGACACGAAUGCACAGGAUUAUGAUGGAAUAACACCUAUGCAUAUCCUCUGCGGAAGGUCUUUGGUGGACGACACUGUUGCACUGAUGAUAAAAGCGUUGCUCCAGCAUCAAGCCAAUACAAGGCUGCAGGACAUCUCCGGCUUGACUCCUCUCAACGUCUUAGACCAUUAUCACGGCAAUUCUCUGACGCUGCCUGAUACUGUGCGAAGCUUGCUCAAUCAUCGCAUAAACAAGAACUUUGGGCACCAGGGUAGUGGCCGUCGCAAACACUUUGAACCUGCGAUGUCUUCCGCACAUAGUAGCAGGACUGGACAAUUCCAAAAAGCGAAGUUGCUACGACGCCACAGGUGA